Molecule: messenger RNA, 2241 nt
Organism: Alligator sinensis (Chinese alligator)
Lineage: Eukaryota; Metazoa; Chordata; Crocodylia; Alligatoridae
Gene: DUSP15
Product: dual specificity phosphatase 15
Exons: 7
Coding region: 618-1454 (278 amino acids)
Biological process (GO): regulation of cell population proliferation; protein dephosphorylation; positive regulation of JNK cascade
Cellular component (GO): cytosol
Molecular function (GO): protein tyrosine/serine/threonine phosphatase activity
Source: RefSeq, a predicted model, not a curated record
GUUCCCCCCCGCCCCGAGAGGCUGCAGCCUGCCUCUCGUAUUGCUCCCUGCCCCAGGGGGCACAGGCAGGAGCGGGCACCCCGCUGAGCACCCAGCUCCGUGGCCGAACAGACCUUCGUUGUCAGAGAGCAGACCGGACAAAGGGUUUUGUUCUUAUCCGAACACUGAGGCUUUGUGCAGAUUUGCUUGGAGAGCAGCAGCACUAAGCCAGCAGCCGGCCUGGCCUCAGCACCCCCACACGAUUGCUGCUAGGUGGAGUUUCUCCUCUAUUGUCCCUGCCCUGGCAAAGAGAACAAUUGGUACAAGGCCACUAAGGAGCAACUUCUCCGUCUGGGCGGGAGGCGGGGCCCCCAAGAGCUGGCGCUGGAAACCAGAGGAGAUUUAUUCCAUCCCCUGGGACACGCAGCUGCUGCCCAGAGCCCAGCUUGUGACAGAGGAGAGAACCCCCCCACCUCCACAAACCACACGCAACCCAAGCCCCAAAAGGCCGUGACCCUGGAGGGGUCCAAAACUGAUGUCCUGUCACUGAGCGCUGGGAGAGGAGACUGACCGAGUACCACCGCGCCAGGAGACGAGGACACCUGCUCCCCCGCCUCCUGCGGCGGUCGUUCUGGACCAUGGGAAAUGGCAUGAGCAAGAUCAUCCCGGGCCUUUACCUUGGAAACUUCAUAGAUGCCAAGGAUUUGGAGCAACUGAACAGGAAUAAGAUCACCCACAUCAUUUCAAUCCACGAAUCUCCCCAGCCACUGCUGCAGGAAAUCACUUACCUGCGCAUUCCCCUGCCGGACGCCCCCGAGGCCAACAUCAAGAAACACUUUAAGGAAUGUAUCAGCUUCAUCCACCACUGUCGUCUGCAUGGUGGGAAUUGCCUCGUGCACUGGAGGAGGGAUUUGGAAACCAGUGGAGGAGACUGUCAGGGCCCUGGGGUGGGGUCUGGGAGGAGAGGCUGCCUCCGAGGAGGAGAGGAGGGAAUCCGCUGGGACGGGUGCACCUGGGGGCUGUGGCAGGCCAGGGCAAUGAAGGGCAGCACGGCCCUGCUGCCAGCCCAGUCCCGCUGUGGUUCCAGCCUUGCAGGGAUCUCCCGGAGCACCACCAUCGUCGUCGCCUACAUCAUGGCGGUGACGGGCCUGCGCUGGGAGGAGGUGCUGGAUGCCGUGAAAGCCGUGCGGCCCAUUGCCAAUCCCAACCCUGGCUUCAAGCAGCAGCUGGAGGAGUUUGGCCGUGGGGCCGUGCGGAAGGUUCGCAGACACCUGGAGCAGCGGUUUGGAGCAGACCCUUUCAGUGAUGAGGCGGAGAUCAAGGCCCUGCUGCCAGCAGGCAGAGGAGGUGCGUCUGGGGCACAGGGAGCCAGGCAGGGCCUGGUGCCCCAGAGCAGAAGCAUCAAGGGCACCACUGCACACUUCCUGCUGCGGGUGAAGAGGACCUUUUCCUGCAUGCCCACCUGUCUGAGAUGAGCCCAGCUAAGGAGCAGGCAGGCGUGCGGCAGAGCAUGCUGGGACCAUGCAGCGCGACAGACUGGUAGAUACGGAGGCCCAGUCUGGAGCGUCACUCCUGGUACGUAGAGGGAGAGGUGCCAUACACAGAGCAAGCACUGGACCACAAGCCAGGAGCACCCGGGCUCGCAUCCUAGCUCUUACUGGGUUCCUUUGUGGUCUCACACCAGUCACCUGCCUCAGUUUCCCCCAUCUGCAGAGAGGGGGAUUCAUUCUUCCCCCUCUCCUUCCCAGACAGCCAGAGGAUCAAUUAGCAAACACGCAUAGCCCAUUCAGGAGACUCAGAGUACCAGUCACUACCACUAGCAUAUGAAGGGCCCCAGGCACAGUUCAGCAAGGGCGAUGGCUCACAGCAGCAGUGCAGGGGACUUCCCUGCUCCAAAGACGUUGCAGUCACAGCACUUUCAGUGGAGGCUACGCAGAACCCACGAAGGACAGGGGAGCUUCUUACACAGCUCGGUGCUGCAGCAAGUGACUUCCCCUGGCAAAGUAGCACGUGUGACAGGGGUGUGAGCACACGUAGUUCACUAGCAUGGGCCGAGGUCCAGUGCUAGGCACCAGGCCAAGACAGCGGAAGUCCAGAGCGAGCAUGGCUGCAGGAGCCUGCUGCCCCGCAUCCCCGCAGAGGCCGGGAUGUACCUCCGGGAGGUGGAAAACGUCCAACACGUGGCCAGACUCUGCAGAACUGAACAUCCAGCCCACUUAGCCUAUAAUAAACCUCCUCGAGUGCCUCUGCUCUGGCUGGACG